GAACCAAGCUGCCUCGGUAUUUUCCACCCCACUGGCCCCACGUGAGGGUGUGAGCAGCGGCUGCAGCUUCCCCGCUUCCGGAGCAAAGCCCCUCACCACUCCAAGGGUGGCAGAGGGAGAGGCCUGCCCAGUUCGAGAAGCUGCGCUCUGAGGCGAAGAGGCAAAAGGGAGAGGAAAAGACUGCCAAAAUGUUGUUUUAGCAGUAGAGCAUUUUCAUCCAGCUUGAAGAACACCAGGGUUCCAGAGGACCACCUAGCAAUCUGGAAGAAGAUGUUAAAAACUUUAAGCAACACCAUAGUAAUCACAGUAAUGGAUCUCUGCCAGAAAAAUGAGACUGAGUUAGAAAAUAGCGAAAAUAACGAAAUUCAAAGCACAGAAGGAACUGAAUUAAGCUACACUUGUCCAGAUGAAAAAAGCGAAAAGAAUCAUGUUUGUUGUCUUCUCAAUCUCAGUGACAUUACACUUGAACAAGAUGAAAAAGCCAAUGAAUUUCUUAUUGGAACUGGAUGGGAAGAAGCAGUUCAUGGCUGGGGAAGGACUUAUCCAACUGCCUGCAUCUGGCCCAGGAAGAAGCUUAAAAAAGCAAAGGUGGGAGGAAGUGCCAGCAGCUGCUUACUCUGUAUCAGUCUCUCCCAAGGGAGUCCUGAGACCAAGCCUCAGUCUCUGGCCACGAAGUUGGAGGAGGCAGGCUCAGGGAAGGCUCAAGGCAGCCCCUCCCAGACUCAGAGACUCCCCCAAGAUUCCCCCACUGCCGCCAGGGAGAUUAACAAGAUCUGCUUACCCUCCAACAGUCAGAGAGAGAAAAAAAGUCUGCAAAUAACGGAGUUUAUUUGGUGCAUGGAAGAGUGGGCCACCCCCAAGACUGGGGGCAAGGACCCCAGCGGAGGCCCUGACAGAGGUCACCCUAUCUCAGACGCCUUGACUUGCAAAGCCCUUUUAGUUCUGCCUCCCCUGAAGGCUUCAGUUCCAAACAGCUUGGAUGUUCUGGAUCAGAAGAGUAAGAACUUUCUCUUGCAGCCAGAAGAGAAGGUGCUGAGUGUGGGAAAGGAUGAGUAUGUGGCUUGUGCAUAUGGAUUGAAAACAGUUGACAGGAAUGAUGGAAAGAGCCCCAUUGAGCUGGCCAAGCACCUUAAGGUCAGCUGCACACAGCCUUUCCCUCCCCAGGGGGCCAGGACAUCCCUGCUGGGCAAUCCCGAGCGGCGCUGCCUGCACUGGCCCUUCCUGCCUGACACAAACCUGCUCUGCCCUCCCAACCCCAACAGUGUUCCCCGUCUCACCACGUUGCGGCUUUUGCAGAAACAGGGAAUGCAAAGCUACAAAGCCAAAUUCACAGCCAGGGAGCCAAGACCUCCCAUGAAUACCCAAAAGUGUGUUCUCAAGGAGGCCAAGCAGGAAAACCGGCCCCAGACACUGGAGAGCCAUGUGUUCCCAAGAUCUGCCCUGCCGUUCCUUACAGUGAGCAGAGUUGUUAUUCCCAUCUCCACUCACCGACUCCUCUGAGUUGCCACAAUACAAGUCCCUGUGAAUAAGCACCUUUUCAAAAUCCUUCAUCCUCUCCCCGCCCCCAUUCUCUCCUCUCCCUUCUCCCCUUCUCCGAUACUCUUCUCCCCCCUUCCCUCCCUCCCCUUGUCCUAUUUUUGUAGUAGAACCAGAGGAAAUUGAACCUCAUUGUAUGGGUUUUGAUUUAUUCUCAAAACCCCCAUAGUUAUGUGUUACCUGCUUCUGUUGCUUAGUCAUAUUUACAAAAUGCAAACUGGUAAUGCCAGUCUCAACCUCUGCCUGCCUUACAUCUCCUCUCCCACUGGAAGCCAAGUGGAUCAUGGGAAAUCUGAAGGGCCUCCGUCAGUGAUGCCCCCACGUCAGCCCCAAGCUUACUGGAAAGGGCUCUUUCUGCCCCACCCCAGUGCCUUAAGCUAAGUAUACCGGGCUUGUUUGGACUAAAUUAUUUCCCAGUCUUUUAAACCAGGCAGAUAUCUGUCUGUUGCCUCAUUUUCUGUUUCAACAAAGAUCUGAAACAUUGCUUUAAUGGAAAAAUCCAGCCUGUGUCUAAAUGAAUAUCCUUGCGUCCAAGGUGAGAAAUCCUUACAUCCAUGGAUAUACCAUAUCCAUUGUAUCCUAUGUGUUCAAAGUGACAUAUCCUUAUAUUGUAGCCUCUUGCUAGUCUGUCUGGGAAGUUUUAGCCACAGUUCCACAAAACCCAUCUUGGGAAGUGGGUUACGAAUAGUUAUUUGAAAAAAAUGACACUGUGAUUACUGUCACUCCACACGCUUCCUCCAGCCUUCCUUCGCAGCUGAUAUUUGGGAAUUCUACAACUCCAGGCAGACACUUACAGAAUGGGGCUGCUACUUUCUCCCUUCUCCUACCCCGUCUCCCCCCUCAUUUUACUUCAUUGCAUAUUUCCUGAAGUUGUAUAUAAAUUAAACAUUUGUAGAUGAGUUAUAUUUUAAAUGCCAAGUGACGAUGCUGUGUAGAGAAAUGCUCUGCAAAAAACAUUUUGUAAUAUGAAUAACCAUUUAGCUGCUCUAUAAUUACAGUUUGAACUUGCUUAAGAUAGGUUGCACUUGAACUCUGGACUGUAUUUGUAAACAUCUUUCCAUCAUUUGUCUUUGUAAUGUCUGUUAGUUCAGGUGUUUUCAUUUUGUUGGUUUGUUUUUACAAAACACCGGAAAUGCAGAAAUGAUUAUAGUACAACAGUCAUUAAAAGGUAUAAUUUGUCAAAUAUAUGGUGAUGGAAGGAGAAUUGACUCUGGGUGGUGAACACACAAUGGGAUUUAUAGAUGAUGUAAUACAGAAUUGUACACCUGAAAUCUAUGUAAUUUCACUAACAAUUGUCACCCCAAUAAAUUAAAAAAAAAAAAAGGUAUAAUUUGCCUACUUAGGAUGGACACUUCUUUACAGUCUAGAAGCAAUUUUUAGGUUCUGCCCAUACCUUCUCCCUUGAAUGAAGAAACCGUCUGGAUUCCAUCCCCCAGAGGAGGACCCCUAUUUCCCACUGUUUCUGGACAGUGGAGGUGUUGGACCAGUACUGUUUGAGGAUCCCUCUAGCUAUGGUAGCUUGCCCACCUAAGUCAGUGGUUUUUCAAGCCCCCUUUUAUAAGCAGCAGAAUAAUGAAUAAGCUCAAUAUGUGAAAUAGUCAAAAGCAUUUGAUUGGGAGGGAAGGGUAUGGACCAGCAUGAGUGAGGGGAGGGGCCCCAAUACUCAGCCUAGAUGUACUUACUUCUGAGAUCUUGAGGCAGUUUGAAAACACUAAAUUACAAAAGAAUAUUUCUUUUUUGAGAAGCACUCAUUGAGAUAGGGUUGUAAAUUCUACAGAUUUUGGGGUAAACAUAUAGUAAUAAUUUAGAAUUAAGAGGAGGCCCAGUCUGAACAAAGGAAUGACCCAAUUUA
Molecule: messenger RNA, 3388 nt
Organism: Rhinolophus ferrumequinum (greater horseshoe bat)
Lineage: Eukaryota; Metazoa; Chordata; Mammalia; Chiroptera; Rhinolophidae
Gene: C15H16orf46
Product: chromosome 15 C16orf46 homolog
Exons: 4
Coding region: 271-1500 (409 amino acids)
Source: RefSeq, a predicted model, not a curated record